Molecule: messenger RNA, 945 nt
Organism: Malania oleifera
Lineage: Eukaryota; Viridiplantae; Streptophyta; Magnoliopsida; Santalales; Ximeniaceae
Product: probable 2-oxoglutarate-dependent dioxygenase AOP1
Exons: 3
Coding region: 1-945 (314 amino acids)
Molecular function (GO): dioxygenase activity
Source: RefSeq, a predicted model, not a curated record
AUGGGCUCCCAGACGCCUCUCAGGCUUCCUGUCAUAGAUUUCUCCAAGCUUGAGCCAAAACCAGGCACUCCUGAAUGGGAACUGGUGAAAUCCCAAGUCCACCAAGCACUCCAAGAGUUCGGUUGCUUCGAGGCCUUGUUCGACAAAGUUACAUUCGAGCUUCGAACUGCACUAUUCAAAAAACUAGAAGAGCUUUUUGAUCUCCCUAUCCAAACCAAACUGAGAAACUCCUCUGAAAAGCCAUACCAUGGCUAUGUUGGGCAGUACCCAAUGGUGCCACUCUACGAAAGCAUGGGCAUCGAACAUGCAACGAUUCCCGAGAAGACUGAAGACUUCAGUAAUCUCUUGUGGCCUGAAGGAAACCCAAGUUUCCAUAAAACCAUACAAUCCUACUCGGAGCAGCUUUCUGGGUUGGAUUUGAUGGUGAGGAAGAUGGUAUUGGAGAGCUUGGGCGUUGAUAAAUACUAUGAUGAGCACAAGGAGUCCACAAACUAUCUUCUGCGGGUCAUGAAAUAUAAAGGACCCCAAACGGCAGAAAAGAAACUUGGGCUGAACUCUCACACAGACAAGAACAUUGUCACCGUUCUUUACCAGAAUCAAGUUGAUGGGUUGGAGGUGCAGACCAAAGACGGAGAAUGGAUCGAUGUUAAGCCCUCACCGGAGUCCUUCAUUGUUAUGAUUGGAGACUCUUUCUAUGCAUGGACAAAUGGGAGACUGCAUUCUGCUUAUCACAGGGUGAUGAUGAGGGGAGAGCAAGCGAGGUACUCGGCGGGACUGUUCUCGAUCCCGAAAGAAGGGUAUAUGAUAAAAGCUCCAGAGGAGCUGGUGGAUGACGAGCACCCUUUGCUCUUCAAGCCCUUCGAUCAUUUUGAGUUCCUUGGUUUCUACUACAGCGAGGCCGGUCAGAAAGCCCAAUCCGCUCUCAAAACUUACUGUGGGAUCUGA